AUGCCUGAAAAAGAGAGCAAACCUCCCGGCACGAAGCAGACCGCCGGGUCUCAAAAAUUUGCCUCAUCAUCUCGACUUCAUCCACCAUUACUAUCCAACCCAAAGCCCUCUAGCUCUCACCACCCCGCUCAAGACAAAAAUCCCGGAAAGAUCAUUACGCAAGAUGGCCAGGUCGGCGACAUGACCCGGACUCACAUGGAAGGUAUGGUCCCUAUGACCGGGUACGAAAAGACUACGAUAGAAGGAAAGGGCUCUUGCGACCCUGCUGAUAAAGAGCCGCAAUCUUGCGAGCGCUCUACGCCCGUGACCGUCUUGAAGAUCGGUCGCGCGACGGAUGAGGAAGAACGACAUAACCCUGGCAGUUUUCCAAAACCUCUUUCGAAGUCCAAAACUCAGCAACUAUCGAGAAUGCCUACAGUUAUGGGGGAUAGAGCCGGGUCUGCCCAAACACCUCAGCGUCUGAGCUCGAAGGCUGACCGGUCCUCGAAGGAUCCGAAAUCCGCGGAGGGAGACGGUUCCGUUAAAGUGAAGGAAACCCCUAAAGGUCCUUCGAAAUCCACACCCAUUCUACAAUCAAAAAACCAUAAGGAUGGGGAACACCCUUCCAAAGAUCAUCCAAUCUCAAAAGGCCUCCAACCGCCACCGGUAGAAAGCCUCAAGCCCCCAAAGCUGCCCCAAUCAGCCAAAGCUCCUCCAAACCCAAAGACACACGCACCUCAAAGCGCGGCGACACCUGUCGAGAAUGUCGCGCCCCCCAGCUCUCCCCCAGCACCAAAACCCAUCUCCACAGCCCCGCCCCGCAUCAAAAGCGUCCUAGUCUCCGCCGCCGACCGCAAGAUGGCCAGCUUCCAAACCAAGAUCGCCACCCUGCCCCCCCCACAGCGCAAAACCCAAGAGACCUGGGCUCAGAGCAUCAUCGCUCAGACAUCCCAGUGCCCGCAGGACUUCAGGUGGGAGCGUCGCGACGACCACGCCGGCUACCAGUGCGCCGGCCGGAAUCACUUCGUGUCCGACGAGCUGGUCGCCGAGGGGAAGGGCGGCGUCUACUUCCUCCCCACGGAGUCGCGGUCCGCGCCGGGCAGCUUGAGCUUGAGAUGGGGCCCGUACUACCCAGACCGGCCCCAGAGCGGGCGGUACCUGUGGCACGGAGCGGAGCCGAAGGCGGAUAGGGUGCUGGAUGGAUGGGUGAAGAGUGCGAGUGGCGAGACGCGGUGCUUCUACGAUACGAAGGCCGGACGCGUGUACGGCCCGCCGAAGACGUUCAUUCGACCGGACAGGGAUCUGGGGGGCCGGACUGAGGCAGAGGAGUUUCGGCGUAUGGUGGCGAAGGAUUGGGAGGUGGAGCGUGCUGCUGCUUGGAGGGGGAGUAAGGGUGUCGCGGCUGGAGCUGGAGUGCCAUAUCCUGGAUCGAUUCGUGGUUCGGGUCGACUACAACCAGAUCGCGGACCGUCCGCAUCAGGGCUGCGUCCUUCUGCGCCAAAGGAAGUUUCGAAACCGGCAUCUAAACUCCCCAGUAAGCUAGGCGAACAGUGUGAAACCAAACACCACUGA
This is a messenger RNA of Drepanopeziza brunnea f. sp. 'multigermtubi' MB_m1, 1551 nucleotides long. RefSeq lists its product as uncharacterized. The record is from RefSeq and is a predicted model, not a curated record. NCBI's taxonomy places the organism in Eukaryota, Fungi, Ascomycota, Leotiomycetes, Helotiales, Drepanopezizaceae.